AUGAGUUACUACGACUAUUGUGAUGAUCAAUAUUCAUCAUUAGAAGAUGAUAUUUAUUAUCAUAAUUAUAGUGUAGAUUAUGCCAAUCAAUUAUUAGGUGGACAUCAUGCUAUUUCAUCAUGUCUACCACUUAUGCGUCGAAAACAUCGACGAUAUUCACCAAGAUUGGUACGAGUUUCAACAUUGGAUAAUAUGCCUAUUAUAAAUAGACAUGAAAUUCUUCCUUCACAUAGUCGACCAAAGCAUUUUUAUGAUGAAAAUAUUUCUUCACUCUCACCACCACCACCAGCACAAUUACCAACAUUUGUUCUUCCUCAUUUACCAUCAUUGGAAGCUACCAGUGAAGAAUUAGAAAGAAGAGCAACACGAAUAACUCAACCGAUAUUUCAGGAAACAUCAUCUAAUGUUUUUCCACUUUCUAAUAAUAUUAAACCUUCAUCUGAAAAUACUCAUCAACCAUUGACAGAAACAGAAUUAAGACAAGUUCAACAGCAACAAGAAGCUUUUCAACAACAUUUACUCAAUAUGCAACGUCAAUUACUUGAACAGCCACGACAACAACGACGACGACAACAAUACGAAGACGAAGAAGAAGAAGAAGAAGAAGAAAGACCAAAAGUUCCAAGAUCAUUUUUACGUUUAAGAUCAGAUCGUUUAGGAAAAAGAACAAAAGCAUCAUAUCAUGAUCUUAAACUUGACGAUGAUCAAGCUGAAAUAGCUGAUCUUAUUGAAAAUGAUCCUUAUAUAGCAGCAGCUAUGGAAGAUUUUGCUUAUACACAUGGAUUAUUAAAGAAAAAUCGACAUAGAACUUAUUCGGAUGGUUCAUCAUCUCAAUAUUCUCAACGUUCAAGUAAACGACAUCGUACUCAACAUAUUCAUGAUGAUUAUCAUCGAUCUCCACCAUCAUCAUCAUCAUCAAAAUCUUCAUUAGAUUAUAGAAGAUCAGAUAUGAAAAGUUCCAAUAUCGAAGUAGUUUUAGUGCGUGAACUUCAUGAAAUUCGUCGUUUAAUGGAAGAAUAUAUUCGUAAUAAAAGAAAUCAAACAAGUAGCAAUUAUCCAUCAUUUAUGCCAAUAGUACCAAUGCCUUGGUCAAUAAGUGAAGAUCAAUAUCGACAAUCAAAUGCUGUUCAUUAUCCACCUGUUCCACCUGUAACUGAUUAUAAACCAUCAUUAGUUCCAAGUGAAAGAGCUCCACCACCACCAGAACCAACUCGAGCUAUUUAUCAAAAUGUUGUUAAUGCUGUACGAGAAGUUAUUGAUCAACGUUCUCCUUCUCAACGUGAUCAACCAUUAAAACCAAGUGAUAUUGAUCCCAAAUUAAAACAUGUUUAUACAAAAAGACCUCGAAUUCCAUCAACAUCAAUACAACGAACACCAUUUCCUACACCACGACACCAACAACAAUCAAACUCAUCUCAACUAAUAACACCAACAAUGGUUCGAUUUUCAACUGCUUCAUCACAACCAUCAUCAAAUAAUAUUCCUGUUGCUCCUCCAUAUCAAGCUUUAGCUAAUUUUUCUUCAUCUCGAUCAACAACAAUCAAAGAUCGUAAUUUAUCUUAUGGAAAUCGUCAAAAACAAUCAAAUAUAUAUGAUACACUUUUACCAGGACAUUAUUUACGUUUAAAUACGAAUAAAUAUAAUUAA
Messenger RNA from Rotaria sp. Silwood1, 1647 nucleotides. The record is from the annotation of a GenBank genome assembly. NCBI's taxonomy places the organism in Eukaryota, Metazoa, Rotifera, Eurotatoria, Philodinida, Philodinidae.